CUCUCAUCAACCUCUUCGAACUUACUACGAUAUCAUCAUGAAGUCCGCAAUCGCCGCUAUUCCUCUUCUCCUCGUGGGCUCUUCCAUGGCUGCUCCUCUUGAGAAGCGUGCCUGCCCCAACAUCCACAUCUUCGGUGCUCGCGAGACCACUGCCCCUGCUGGUUACGGAUCAGCCGGUACUGUCGUCAACCUCAUCCUAAACGCACACCCUGGCUCGACCGCCGAAGUCAUCAACUACCCCGCCGCUGGUGGCGAUAGCUAUGCCUCCUCUGUCCAAGCUGGUGUCAAGGCCGUCACCAACCAAAUCAACAGCUUUGCUGCUUCAUGCCCCAACACCCAGCUGGUCUACGUCGGAUACUCACAAGGUGCCCAGAUCGGUGAUGACGCUCUCUGCGGUGGCGGCGACCCCAACCAAGGCAUUUCCAGCACUGCUGCAACUAUUUCCAGCUCCGUCGGAAGCAAGAUCAAGGCCGUCAUCUUCAUGGGCGACCCAAGACAGAUCCCCGGUGCUUCCUACAGCGUCGGAACCUCCAAGAACCCUGGUUUCGACCCCAGACCUUCUGGUUUUACUUGCUCCGCAUAUGCGAGCAGAAUCCAGGCUUACUGCGAUGCUGCCGACCCAUACUGCUCUAACGGAAACAAUGCCGCCACUCACCAAGGCUAUGGUUCCGAGUACGGUCAAGCUGCUCUCAAGUUUGUCAACAGCAAGCUCACUUAA
Molecule: messenger RNA, 718 nt
Organism: Aureobasidium pullulans EXF-150
Lineage: Eukaryota; Fungi; Ascomycota; Dothideomycetes; Dothideales; Saccotheciaceae
Product: acetylxylan esterase precursor
Exons: 2
Coding region: 38-718 (226 amino acids)
Molecular function (GO): hydrolase activity
Source: RefSeq, a predicted model, not a curated record